CACCGACUAACACCCUCCCCGCACAGUUUGAACGGUUUGCCUCAGUGUGACGUCUCUCUCUCUCGUUCUCUCUCUCUCCUUGUCGCAACUCGAAGUCUCCUCACUCUUUCCAGUACGACUCUACCAAGCGGUCUCAAAGGUACUCUCGUGAGUUUUUCCUUUCACGGACUUUUGAUAGAUGCGAUCUCUGACAGAGUUGACAUGUCAUGCUAGGCCACUGACGGAGCAAGCUUUUACCUGCUUCAGGCCUAGGUCGUCAUUCAGUAGGACCUGGGGUUUCAACAGUUAGCCUGGACCACUCAACAGUGGGGGGACAACUCAGAUUGAGCACCCCCCGCCCCUCGCCUCUGCGAAGUCGGUCCCAGAUCAUCUAUAGAUGCCCAUGUGAACGCGCGUGUGUAUUUAGAUCUAUCGCACAGCGUUGACAGGGCUAAUUGGAUCGGCUUAUCAUGGCACAAGGGGAAGGAACAUAUAUUCUUGGAAAUAGUCAUACAAUGUCCGAUUUUUCGGACACAUCCAGCGUGAGUGACACGAGGGGCUUGAUGGAGGAGAAAGAUGACGGCAAGCCUCGGAGCUCCAUACCAAUGACGUCAUUCAAUUUCAUCAAUUCCAUCAUAGGCUCUGGCAUAAUAGGAAUGCCUUUUGCUCUCAAACAAGCUGGCUUUGGUUUGGGACUGAUUUUAAUCAUUUUGGUUGCUUUUGUUACAGAUUAUUCUAUAUUAGUUUUAAUUGAAGCUGGCCGCCUCUCAAAUACAGACACUUAUCAGGACAUGGUGUUGGUGGCUUUUGGACGAACUGGUUUUUACAUUUUGACUGUUUUACAAUUUCUUUAUCCAUUUAUUGCUAUGGUCAGUUACAAUGUUGUCAUUGGUGAUACCAUUACAAAGUUUAUUGCCUGGAUUGGAGGUGAAAAUCCUACCAUACUACACUCAGUGCUUGGCAACCGACAGUUUAUUAUAACUGUUGUUACACUGAUAGUCACAUUGCCUCUUUCUUUGUACAAAAAUAUUGCCAAGCUUGGAAAGUGGGCAUUUUUGUCAAUUUUGCUGAUAAUUUUCAUUAUGGUUGCUGUUAUUAUCAGACUGAGUACAUUCAUUGGAACACUCUCUCCAACAUCUGAUGCUUGGCAAUUUGCCAAUUACAAUGUAUCACAAGCUGUUGGCAUUAUGGCUUUUGCAUACAUGUGUCAUCAUAAUACAUUUUUGAUUCAUUCAUCUCUUGAAAAUCCAACAAAGAAACGCUGGGGUUUUGUAACACACUUAAGUGUUCUCUUUGCUAUGGUGAUGUUGCUUAUACUUGGCAUCACAGGCUAUGCUUCAUUUACUGGUUUAACUGAAGGCGACUUGCUUGAAAACUAUUGUCGAGAUGACAUACUAAUGAACAUUUCUAGAAUUUUCUUUGCUAUAACCAUAAUGUUGACAUAUCCAGUUGAAUGUUUUGUCACCAGAGAGGUUGUAGAAACAGCUAUAUUUCCCUCUACACCUGAGUCUCCAUUGUGGAGACAUGUGACAGUUACAGUUGUUAUUGUGGUUCUCACAGGAGCUAUCUCAAUGGCCACUGACUGCCUUGGAACAGUUUUGGAACUUAAUGGCAUCUUAGCAGCGGCUCCACUUGCAUUCAUUAUUCCAGCAGCUUCUGUAAUGAGGCUAAGACAAGAUGCUAUUUUUUCCAAAAAGAACAUUCCCGCCAUACUUUUGAUGGCUUUUGGCAUUCUGGUUGCAGUGUGUGGAUUUAUCAUGGCAGUCAUCAACAUGGCUGAAGGUAUCAGCUGUAGCCAUGGCAAGGAACCCAAGUAUUGUAUGGCUAUCAACACAACAGAUAUUACUACUGUGUUUACCCCUCUCAAAGAGGAUGAAUCCAGAGUUGGAAAACGAUCUCUACUGAAUACUUUCUUUUAAGGUUCAAAUAUAAUGUUCUUCUGUUGUUUUUUUUUCCACAUUUUACAGCAGAUGUAUCUCAAUGGCUAAUAGUGUAUAUUUAAAACUACUUAACAGUCCAACAAUAUUUUAAGAACGUUGUUUUUAUAAUGACAUUUUUUGUGAUAGUUAAAUUUUUUGAACCUAAACUUUUGAGUGGUGCCAAGAUACAGCUUAGUUUUAAAGCCAAAGAAAUAAAGAAUGCUGUUUGAAAUCCCCAAUCAAAGUCUCUGUAUUAGAUAAAGCUGAAUGUUCUAUCAAACGUAGGCUUAUCUUCACAUAAACAGUAAUCAUAUAUUUAGAAUUUUUAGUUUUUAGAAGUUUUUAUUUGAUGUCAACAAACCAAAAAUUGAAAAUGAAUGUGAAUUAUUAUUUAUGUUCUUAGUUGGAAAAAUAAAACCUUGAUUGCAUUUAAAAAUAUUGCAGCAUAGUUUACAGUGUCAGAGAAAAAAAAUUGCAUUUAUCCAUUCCCUUCCUUUUUUUUAAAUUACAAAAUGGAUUUUAUGACUAUAAAUUUAUGAGAUAAGAAUUUAAUAUUGACAAUUAAACAGAUGAUCUAUUCAAAUACUUCAAAUGAACAUUACAACAUUGUCAGAUGACAUCUUAGACUACACUGAGUACAAUGUUAACUCAAACUUUCUUGCAUAAUAUAUGGUAAAAAUGUAUAUAGAAAUGUAGAUAUAUAUAUAUAUAUAUUGAACAUAGAUACUCUUACAAUUCCACUCUUUGAAGACUAUGACAUAGCUGAGACAUAAUUUUUGUUUCUGCUGAUUUGUUUCUUCCCUUACAAUGUUAAUUUGUUUUGAUCAGCUAAUCCUCAAGAAAUUGCAUACAAAUGAUAUAGCUAUUUGUUGAAAUACAAAAUGAAAGUUUUUGUUGGUAAGAAAGAGUGAGGGUUUGGGGUCAGUGAAUUUAUUUGCCUUUCUUUAACUGUUGUCUAUAGAAAUAGCACCACAUUAAGUAGUAACCUUUACCAGCUAGUUUCAUACUGUGUUAAACAUAUCUAAAAAAGAGCCUCAUUUACAAUGUAGAGAUCUGAUUUAAAUUUCUUUGUUGAAUAUCAUGAUAAAAACUAGGCCAACAGACCCUGAAUUGAAUCAGUCCCUAUGAUCUCAUAGAACAAAGUAUAAAUCUUUCUAUUUGUAUUACCCUAGGAUGACUUCUUUUUAAAUAGUACUUUUUAUUACAAGCUACAUUCUCUUUUUAAAAAAAUUUAAAUUAACAUGAAUUCCUUGGUAAGUGAGACAGGUAAAAUAGGGUUGACCAGUAUGUGGCAAUCUGUAUACCAUAGUGUUUUGUGCCCAGCACCAUUUAAGUGAUAUCCUGAACAAUGUCCAGGCUUCAAAACUCAUACAAUUUUUGUUUAUCCUCUUGGGGUUUUAAGCUUGUAAUAUUUUAGGUGGUUUUAGAUUCUGGUGGUUAUCCUUAGUUUGACUACAUAAUCUAGACUAUGGGAUUAAAUGAAAUUUUUUUUUUUUCAAAUGGGCUUAAGGUGCUUUUGUUUUUUUUUAACUGUUUACAGUGCUCUAAUCAUAUUUUACAUUAGUAUCUAUUUUUAAUGUGAUUCUAAUUUGUAAUUAUGCCAUUUAAUAUCAAUGUGAUGUUUUAUACCAAGUGAAUUGUUCAAUGUGAUAUUUCAGUAUAUUCCAUAACAAAUAAAUAAUUAUUGUUGUCAUUGCUUUAAUUACAAUGAAAUUUUGUUUAUAUCAUUACAAUCAAAAUGAUUUGGUGUAACUUUUAAACAAUUUGGAAUAGCCUU
This is a messenger RNA of Biomphalaria glabrata, 3675 nucleotides long. RefSeq names its product putative sodium-coupled neutral amino acid transporter 11. Gene Ontology annotation, molecular function: amino acid transmembrane transporter activity. Bases 450 to 1898 code for a protein of 482 amino acids. Gene Ontology annotation, biological process: amino acid transmembrane transport. The transcript is spliced from 13 exons. The record is from RefSeq and is a predicted model, not a curated record. Lineage: Eukaryota; Metazoa; Mollusca; Gastropoda; Planorbidae.